AUGACGUUGGCGUCACAGCUGCGGAAGCCUCGCGUGCUGGUGGUCGGCGGCGGCCCUGUGGGUCUGGCUACGGCCUAUAUGCUCGAGAAGCUCUACGACAUCCCCACACGCGUCGUCGAGCGACAACGGCGUCCCACUUCGCACCCACAAGCGCAUUUCCUCAACCUCCGUACCAUGGAGGUGCUCUACGCGACAAUGCCCGCGUUCCACGACCGCUUACUUGCCCACGCAGCGCCAAGCGAAUUGUGGCGCGACUACGUGUACUGCACCGGAAUGGGCAAAGCUCGUGAGAUUGCGCGCAUCGACCAGUUUGGUCCCUGCCUCCCACGUGGCCCCGUGAAGAAAGCGCUAGCUGCUGGUGAGAGGCUGCGCGAGUCGCUGGACGCGCUGUCCCCGACGCAGUUUGUGCAUUUCCCACAAAACCGCUUUGAAGCUCUGUUGGACACGUUUUUGGCCGAGAACGACGUGCAGAUUGAGCGUGGCAUUGCGCUCGAGGAUCUAAAGUUGCCGCCGGACGGCUCCGCGGCACAGCAAACUCAAGUGACUCUUCGUCGUCUGGAUACCGAUAUACUCGAAGAAGCGUCGUAUGACUUUGUUAUCGGAGCAGAUGGGGCUCACAGCCUCGUGCGCCAGCUCUGUGGAAUCGACAUGGUUGGCACAUCGAACCUGCAAAGUAUCGCCAAUGUGCACUUCACGAGCAAGGCGUUAUCGAAAGCAGCGCGCGAAAAUCCGGCCAUGUUGUACUUCGUGUUUAACAAAAAAGUCGUAGGAAUCCUCAUUGCUCAUGACCUCAACAAAGGCGAAUGGGUCUUCCAGAUACCCUUCUUUCCACCCCAAGAGUCCGUCCCCUGGGACUUUUCAGUUGCUCAAUGCAAGGAAAUCAUCCGCCUUAUAUUGCCCAAGGAUGUCAAAGUCAGCGAUGAUGACAUCAAUGUUUUAUCAGCUGGACAGUGGCGAAUGGGAGCUCGAGUGGCAAAGCAGUACGAUGCUGGCAAACAGCGGGUCUUUCUCGUAGGUGAUGCAGCGCACCAGUUCCCACCAGCAGGUGGCUUCGGCAUGAACACCGGACUGCAGGAUGCGCACAAUUUGGUAUGGAAACUGGCGCUCGCAAUCCAGACGGACCCGGAGUACCCUUCGGCCGACGGUGUUGACACUCAAGCGCUGUUGCAAUCGUACGGCCGCGAGCGUCAACCGAUUGCUAGAAUAAACACGCAAGUCAGUCUAAGCAAUGUGGCUCGAAUCAUGAAGAUUCCACAAGCUCUUCACGUAUCCCACGACCACGCCCAGAUGCUGGCAAAGAUUAUGAACUCUGCGCCGAUGCAGCUUUUACCGCUGCGUGCUCAGCGCGAAUUAACAAAGCGGAUCAUGCGUGUUGGUAAGAUGCCACUUGGGCUUUUGGACGAUGCUGAGAAGGUAGACGGGCCGGGAAGUGCAUUGGGCAGUCGCAUGCGCAGCAGUGUGCAAGAUAUCGUGACACAUCGGAAGUCACUUGGCAUGCUCUUUUACCACUUUGAUGUAGGUUUUUCCUAUGACGCACCUUCGUGGGCGGCGCGUGCGAAGAAGCUGAUGGAAGAUCCAGCGCUCGACCAAUCUGCGGAGUUCCGGAUCGAUAGCGGCACUGAUGAUGACAUCAUUUAUAGUCCGACCUUUCGCGUCGGUGAGAGAUUUCCCCACUUCUGGUGCACUUACAAUGGCGCCAGGGUUUCCACUCAUGACAUGACAAGGCUAGCUAUGCAAGACGCAAAAUUUGACAAGGAGGACACUAGCAGCGUGCAGUUUGUCCUCGUCUUCGGUGGACGUCAUGCUGCACAAAUUACCCGUUUAUGCUCGUCUUCCACUCUGCAUGCGAUGGCAAAACACGUUUCUCUCGUUGUUUUGCGUUCCAGUGCUGACCGCAAUAGUGCACAAGUUGAUGCUGCCAUUGCGGACGCUCAAACGUCAUCAGCGUUCAGCUCUGUGUUUUCGUGCCCGGUGGUCCAAGAAGAAAGCGACAAAAUAUGGGCGAGGUUCCUGGACAGCAACAUUGCCGCUCUUAUGCGUCCAGACGGCCACGUUGGUGCGCUGUGGAAAGCUGGAGGACCCGAUGCCAUUACUGACACACUGCUCAUGCAGUCGAUGCAGCAGGCCGUUCAGCUCAACUAA
Molecule: messenger RNA, 2142 nt
Organism: Hyaloperonospora brassicae
Lineage: Eukaryota; Oomycota; Peronosporomycetes; Peronosporales; Peronosporaceae
Source: the annotation of a GenBank genome assembly